Molecule: messenger RNA, 1056 nt
Organism: Trichomonas vaginalis G3
Lineage: Eukaryota; Parabasalia; Trichomonadida; Trichomonadidae
Product: pectin lyase-like family
Exons: 1
Coding region: 1-1056 (351 amino acids)
Source: RefSeq, a predicted model, not a curated record
AUGUUUGGUUUCGUUCUCUUUUCCCAGUGUUUCUCUCGUGAUUUGAGAACACUUCAUGUCAAAGAAUCCGGUCUCGGUGAUUGUAUAUCGAGUGCUUGCGAUUUUGACACUGCUUCUCACACAUUAAGAAAUGGAGAUACAGUAUUUUUCGAUCAGGAUAAGAUUGAAAUUACAAGUUACCCAUCAGCAUUCUCAGACUUACUCCAUACAGCUAUGUUUAUGAAUGUAACCUUCAUUUCUGAAAGCGGAAAAACAGAAAUCAACGGCCGUUUCAUGGCAGGUGAGCAACUCUUCGAUAUUCACUCAGCAUCUCGUUAUUGCUGGGCCAGAUUUGUUGGUUUCACGUUUACUCAUUUCGAAAAGAAAGUUUUAACACGUACAAUGACAGAAAAUCAAUGGCCACUCAUUAACUUCAAGGAGUGCACAUUUACAGAAAACAAUGACGACAUUAUCGAUGUUAAUGGCGGAACAUUUCAAUUCGAUAAUUGUUUAUUUACAAGCAACCGCAAGCGUCCAAUCAAAGCCGUUAAAGAAGCUAUGAUCGAGUGCAACGAUUGCAAGUUUACGAAGUCUGAAUCCUGCUUCUUCUCAGAUUGCGAUGUUAUUCUUAACAAUUGCCAAUUUACAGACAACUUUGGCAGCCGUGGUGGUGCCAUUUACGCAGCAUCUGCAACAUUGACGAUCAGAGGUUGCAAAUUUAUCCGUAAUACAGCAAGAAUUAACGGCGGCGCCAUUUAUACACGUCUUUCUAUUUCUGAUUUGGCAUCUGAUAUCAAGGAUUGCGUUUUCAUCAGCAAUACAGCUAGGGAAAACGGAACAGCAGUUUAUACCUAUCUUUCUGACAUGUUAUUAGAGAAUAAUUGCUUCAGUGGCGAUGAGUCCUCUGAAUACGUUCAAAACCAGUCCAACAACAAGCUCGUAAAUAAUGAAUUUAAGAGCCAAUGCACAAAACAGCUCGAAUACGAGCCUCCAAGGGAUGAUUACGCUCCUCUUGAGCCAAAUCCAAAGUAUGAUAUUGAUGUUGAUGUUGGUCCUAAUGUUGGUAUUGAACUUUAA